Cylicostephanus goldi is the source of this 1140-nucleotide messenger RNA. The record is from the annotation of a GenBank genome assembly. NCBI's taxonomy places the organism in Eukaryota, Metazoa, Nematoda, Chromadorea, Rhabditida, Strongylidae.
AUGGCGCUGUCCCAUGUACAAACACUUUCCUUAGUAGCGGACAGACUAGCUGACGAUUUGAGAUUCAGCCGAGGGGAAGAACCAGUGUCGCGAAAUCAACUUGGAGAACUGGAGUUUUCUCAUUUUGUCAUGUGCUCACCCCACCCAAUGCUUACCAAGGGUAAAAGUCUAUUCUACAAUGCUAUUCUGCCCCGACCAGGGUUUUCUGACUACCCAGUGACCUUGAUGAUAGCACCCUGCUCCCAAUACGCUCCUCUGAUGCGACAUAGCGGCUCUCAGCUCUUUGCUUUACCUGGCUUUCUGGAAUUAGAGGACCAAGACGGCUCUGUAACGAAAUUCUUACAUGAGACGGGGACAGUGAAUUUGGAAGGAAGACAUACUAAAGUGGUCGCCAUGCCUCGUCUGAACCUAUGCUCCUUUCAUUCCCUUGCUGCUCAUCAUUUGAAUGAGAGAAUGGAUUGCGCCGCACAUGAGGAACUUGUAGCCUUCAUUCUGCUUCAGUUGCUUGCUGCUUUGAAAAUGCUACAAAGCGACGGCGUUGAAUCGCUUAGUACGAAUUUCAAGGAGUUCCUUCUUGCCUACCGCUUUGCACCGAACUCACAAACGGAAAUAUGGGAGUUUCCGCGACUGAUCUUCUUGCCGGAAACCCACGGAGCCGAAAUCGAAAGCGGUGGAGACGAACUCGUUGGACUAUGUCGUUACGCCAUGAGAGCGCUGUGUACACUUCUACAUCACAGAAUGGAUGGGAAAGCUCCGCCUAUACGCUAUCGGUAUGCUUACUCUCUCUUGAUGUUUAUGAUGCUCAGAAAUGUUCUGCUUCCUAGGUCAAGGUAUUCAAGCGCGCUCUUGGCAUGUGCAACACUUCUGCAAGAGGACAAAUCAUCCAGCUUAACGAAGGCGAAGAAUGUUCUCGAAGUGGCGCUGUGGGGUGGUGAGACAUGCAGGAGUGACACAGAGGCUCGUGUCUGGUUGGAUGUAGCUAGAGCGGAAUGUGUGGAUUCUUUGUUGCGCCAGCUUGUCUGUGAGCCUGGUUGUCGCCUUGGCGCUCGUGAACGUUACCGCGUUGAGUUCCUUCUUGGUGCCACUCCACGCUCCAUUGUUGAAAGUCAAGCUGCUAUCACUGCUGCCAAAACGCGAUGA